CACGUGGUCGAGAUGACAAUUCUCACCCAGCAGAUGAUUCUUUUGUAUGAAUAUACGUUUACUGGACACCUUGCGAGCGCAAAGUAUAACUGUCAAUUCACAUCACUCAAUACUAAAUCAAAAUAUGUGCGUAUAUUUCGAGACAUCCAUACCCAAUAUUCCCAAAGUAAAGCAUUGACACUCUGUUAAUUUUACUGUACUCAUGCUACCCUUCCUCAAAAACUACGGCCGAAAACGUGCCUCUAAAACGAUAAUAAACAAUGUACUAAUUAGUUCGGCAUAAACGCACUGUAAUGGGUGCGGCGUACAAUGAUUUCAGCGCAUGUUAAAGAAACAGUGUGGGAUGACUGCUAUAUAGCAUAUUGCAUUUGUUAUUGCAGGCCUUGUCGUGUACCCAAAGCUUCUGGAAAGCAGGACAGAUGAUGGCCGCCUCAUCUUACACGUUCACGAUAAUAUGGUUCUCACUCUGGAAAAGAGCUCUAUAUUGGGAAAGCAUUUACACUUUGUGUCUUCGUCUCUUGAAGAUUCCCAUACAUCCAUACUAAACGGGGAAGAACUACAAAGAAACUUGUAUCAUGAUAUCACGCAUACGUCGUCUCUGAUCGUUGACAGUGCAGGAGGCCGUCUACAAGUGCGAGGAAUUCUCACCCACAAGUUUAGAAUCGCUCCGGUUGUAGUGUCGAGCCGAUCCAGUACUCAAGCUAAUGCACAUGAGGUCGUCGAAAUCCUAGAAGAUUCAGCACAAAGCAGCGACAACAGUAGCAGCGAAGAUAUGGAAGAGGCCGAGCGCUUGUACUGCGAGCCUAUAGAGCCUGGAGAGGCAGAAGUGACACAGGAUAGACCUGAAGAAUUUAUCGUGGAAAUGUGCCUUCUGGCAAGCAGAACAUAUGCGAGUGCUUUUAACACAACACAAGAUCUCGUGGAGUAUUUUGCAGCAAUGCUGAAUUGGGCGGCACUGCGAUACACUGACAUGGAAUAUCCUAAGAUAUCGUUUCAACUCAACGCAGUUAACUUGGUUGAGGAGUCACUUCUGUAUGGAAGAGAAGUUUGUGGCAAACCUGCCAAUUCACUAGAUGACGACAAAGCCCCCAGUGUCUGCGGUUUUGAUGCCGAAGAAGCAUUAAACAAGACCACCGUAUAUGUAAAUGCAUGUGUCAACGCAAUUUGUGAUAUUGUUUACCACGUGACCAGUAAGGAAUUGACUUUUAUGGACAAUGGCACUCUCAAUACUGCGGUCGAAGGUAUGGCUUCCACAGGUGGAGUUUGCACAAUGGAUAGAGUCUGCAUUGGAGAAGACCAACCGAACAUGUACACUGGACUCGUAACAUUGGCACAUGAAAUUGGGCAUUCACUAGGCAGCGAGCAUGAUGGAUGUCCGGGUGCCGAGGAUUGUCCUGCGAUAUACGGAAACCUAAUGACCGGCAUAAACAAAGGCAUGCAAAACAAGUCGAGGCUUUCGAAUUGCAGUAAAGAACAGAUACGUCAUUUAGUCAACCGACUACCACCGUCAUGUAUACACGUCAACACAACAGCAAAUUUCACGAACAACUUCUAUCCAGGAGAGAACAUCACUCAUGAAGCCCUUUGUAUGAUGAUGCACCCUGAUGCACAAGAUGUAGUGGCUUCCACGCCGGAGCAUGCCUUGGAAUGUGAGAUUGAAUGUUGCUGGAAUGUGACGCACACCUUUGAAGAUGGAAAUAUUUCCGGUGGCUUAGAGGCCGAGGCUCGUGACGGUGCGGAGACUACAACUGACUAUGACUACUUAUAUAGCGACGGAGCAAAUACUGUUUGUUCAUAUCACAGCAUGCCGGAUGGAAUGUUGUGUGGCGAAAAUGAGACGUGCUUACGAGGCUUUUGCGGAAAUCAUAACUGGACUGAGAUAAAGCGCCUUCAUGGCACUCUACGGACGUUUCGGGACAUUUUGUGAAGUGGCCGCAUUAUAUACGCAGUUUUAAUUGUUUCUUAGAAGGCAGCAAAGCCUUAGCCACGUCUAUGGUGGAAAGUGCCUUCCAAUAGCGGACAGUUUAUUCCUCCAGAGGCAUGAAAUAGACAGUGCAGGAGGAUAAGUAAUCAAUCUUUUUUUGAACGCAAGAGCGUUAUUUCAACACUGCUUUGCCGGCACAGAAGUCAUCCUGCUAAAACACAACAACCAUACGACAAUAGCCUCGGAGAAAAUAAAGAACAUCUCAUUGCUGUGUCAUUUUCGGACA
Molecule: messenger RNA, 2210 nt
Organism: Dermacentor andersoni
Lineage: Eukaryota; Metazoa; Arthropoda; Arachnida; Ixodida; Ixodidae
Source: RefSeq, a predicted model, not a curated record